AUGCAAGUCGACUACCAGACUCUUGAUGGUCUUUACCAAUCGGCAAGCGGGUAUGGAUGCGGGACGUACGAACCAUCCAUCACCUCGUCUGCGUCUUCAUCACAAGCCUCUGUCUUCUCCGAUGAGGCAUCCGUACAGAGCUCGAUAGCCAGCUCGAUCUCGGAUGACUUCCGGUGCAACCAAGAAGAUGCGAGAGACCGAGCAUAUGCUCAGACACAAUUGCAGCAGAAAGCUGCACUCGACAGCUACAAUGCGCAACCCCCACCAUCCCAACAACAACAAUGCAGGAUCGUCAACUUCCUCCAGAACGUGCAGGGCGCAUUUCCGCCCCCGCCAUCAUAUGCAGACGUCACAUCUGUGCCAGCGCAGCAACGACAGCAUCCGCGGCGAUGCUCGCUGUCCCGGAACCAGAAGCCACCUACGCUCCAGCGACAAUGCGAGCGGAAGGUGAACUUUGUCGAAAACCUCGUCGGAUCUCGGCUGCAUGAAGACUCUGCAACGCAAAUGGUUGAAGUCAUCUGGCCACUCUCUGUACCACCUUGCAGUCGCGAGGGCAACAGCGAGAAAGGCGUCUUGCCACUGCGGACGUACAUUGAGGAGACCCUACGACGGUCAAAGACGAGCUACUCCACACUGCAAGUGGCGCUCUACUACCUUGUCCUCAUCAAACCCUUCGUACCCAAGCGUGACUUCACGCAAGAGCAGCGAAUGGAUUGCCCGGCCAGCCGUGCACUCAUGUGCGGUCGGCGAAUGUUCCUGGCCGCGCUCAUACUGGCUUCCAAAUACCUGCAAGACCGGAACUACUCUGCCAAAGCCUGGAGUAAGAUGUCAGGCCUGAAAGUUUGCGAGAUCAACUCCAACGAGCGGACAUUCCUGAGCAAGGUGAACUGGAAGCUGCACAUACCGGAGCCCAUCUUCAAGCGGUGGACGGAGAUUGUGCUGGACUUUACGCCUCACAUGCAGCCGCCACCGUCUCCAGGAGGCUUCAACAUAUUGCCACCCAGUUGGAAGGCGAUCAUUCCGCUGCUGACACCUGAGCUGGACAGAGUGCCUGCGAGUACGGGGUGGAAGCACAAGCGGUCGAUACAGUGCAUGGGCAACUACGGGCUGCCAACACCUGUCACCCCUACGAAGCCAACCAUCAACUUUUCACAACAGCUGGAGUCGAUGUCGCAGGAGGGCACACCAACACCUACCACAAUCAUUCCUCGGUUCUUGGAACCCAACCCCAACAUGGAGCCGCCAGCUGUGCCGCGCAUGGGUCCAUUACCAACGCCACAGAUGACACCGACGUCGAUCGCCUCAAGCACUCCUGCAGCGAGUACUUGCGGCGCCCCUCGUCGACCGUCCAUCUGCGCCGCAAUGGCCAUGGCCCAGAAAGCCGGCUUUAACCGCUGUGCCACCGAGGUCUUCCCGCCACCAUCAUCCCGGCGACCUUCCAUCGCCAGCUCCGCCUCUACCUUCUCCUCUCCUGAGUCCAUGAUCUCCGACCGCUCCCGCUCUUCCCGCGCCUCCUCCAUCUCAUCCGUCUCGACCACUUCCUCCCUCCCGCCCAACAACCGCGCCUGCCUCGCGCGCCAAGCGACGUGCCGCAAUGCUGGCUUACCUCUCCGACCUUUCCCAGUCGACGAAACCGACGAGAAAGAAAACACCGCCCUGCCCUACCGCGAACCUCAGCUCGUCAGCAACGACGGCGAAGCGGAGCCGAUGGUCUGUAACAGCCCCGAACCAGCCGAUUUCUCCAUCAGCGAGAAAGUCCUGACGAGGCCGGAUAAGCACUCCAAACAUGCGCCCUCGCAGCAACUCGCCGCCGCAACUUCUUCCUCCGCGGAAAAGCGCAAGCGCGCGCGCAACUCCCACGGCGGACGACGCAGCGAUUUGCAGGAGGAAGUCCGGCAGAUGCUCGAAGAAGCCGAAGAGGACGCUGCGCUUGAACGCGAGUCUGAGCAGAUGGAGACGGACGAGUGCGUCAAAGAGUCUCCUGCUGUGGGCUAUGCACGGGGUAUGUUGACGAGACGGGAUUCGAAUAGCAGUUUUGGCGGUAGGGCACAGCAGCAGAAAGAGGUCCAGCCGCCGCCGGCUUUGAGUAGGAGUGGGAGUGGGCGGCAGAGGGUUGUGGUGGAGAGGCGGGGUGGUGAGAAGAGGGGGUGUUGUUCGUUGGAGCGGGAGCGGCAGCGGGGUUUGAGUCCCGGGGCGUUGUUUGGGGAGGUCGCUUAG
Messenger RNA from Saxophila tyrrhenica, 2217 nucleotides. It is a transcript of the gene PCL5, whose product is annotated as PHO85 cyclin-5. The transcript has 2 exons. Gene Ontology annotation, biological process: regulation of cyclin-dependent protein serine/threonine kinase activity. NCBI's taxonomy places the organism in Eukaryota, Fungi, Ascomycota, Dothideomycetes, Mycosphaerellales, Extremaceae. The record is from RefSeq and is a predicted model, not a curated record. Gene Ontology annotation, molecular function: cyclin-dependent protein serine/threonine kinase regulator activity; protein kinase binding. Gene Ontology annotation, cellular component: cyclin-dependent protein kinase holoenzyme complex; nucleus. The coding region runs from base 1 to 2217 and encodes 738 amino acids.